Menidia menidia (Atlantic silverside) is the source of this 2592-nucleotide messenger RNA. Lineage: Eukaryota; Metazoa; Chordata; Actinopteri; Atheriniformes; Atherinopsidae. The record is from the annotation of a GenBank genome assembly.
GCGUCGCUGUGGGCAGAUGGAACAAACCCCGAGAGCUGCCGCGGGGUCCACAAGAAGUGUUGUUGUCAUGAAGAGAUGCAUUUUGUACUAAUGGUUGUGCUUUGCAGCGAAACCUUCCAGCAUAGCGUCCUGACGUCAGUAAUGAGCGCAACUCGGCAGAAACCCGGAGGUUCAGGCCGCGUGGCUCCGGGCUCCACCGCUCCGUCUGCACGCGCCGCGGCUGCUCACCCACAUUUGUUUCAAGAUUUGGCAUGAAACAUCGGGAGGCUGAGGACGGAGCAGAGAGCUUCACGUUGUAGUUAAGAGACUCUCGCCUGGCUCCAAGAGCAUCGGGUCUGUCCCCGUCUCAGGUCCAGAAUGUGCGAGGCGACUGCAGAUCUGGACGUGGAGGAGAUGAAAGCGGAGGCGACCUCAGAGCUGCUCCCCGAGCCGCUGCUGUUAAUCCUAUCCCCACCUCCGCCCUUCUUACCCGCCCCCGGUGAGCCGGCCAUGCUGUGGCCCAAAUGGCUGAAUGCUUUUGAGCACUACUUGCAGGCGCUCGGUGAGAAAGAGCUGGCAGACUCCAGCAGGCUGGCGCUGUUACGGAACUGCCUGGGCCCCGAGGGCGAGCGCGUCAUGGCCGCUCUGAUCCGGAGCCGCAGCACCUACGCCGCUGCCGUUUCGGACCUGACCGCUCACUUCAGCUCUGACCCCGCCUCGCAGGGCCACCGCCUGACUUUGGGCGCGGCGUUGGCCGUCGGUAAAGAGGUGGAGCGCGUUUUGAAUAAACCUCGCUUUGAUAUUCACGAGGUCGUCGUGGACAUCGGAGAUGAUUUGGAGCCCCCCGUUCAGAGAAAAGCCAAACGAGGAAGGCCUCGUCGAGGGGAGCGGCGGCCCCAAACGAAACCGAGCGCCCCCAAACCCCAGACCAAAUCGUUAAGACGCAAAGAUGAGUACUACUUCAGUAAUGACGAGCUCUAUUACAGCGACAGCCGCGGGGACGCGCCCCAGGCUGCUGGUCAGGCCCGUCCGGCUCAGGGGAACGCAGCCCACCAUGAUCCCGGGGCUUCAGGGGCGGAGGAGGAAGGCAGCUGCAACGGCGUGGAAGACAAAGGCCGAGAAGACCACGAGGAUGGAGACUUUGUGCUGUCUUCGGACAAAGGAAAGGCCACCUGUUGCCCUCUGUGUGUCAACAGACGCUUCAGAGACGCGCACAAGCUGGCCAGACACAUGCGGACGCACACCAAGGAGAAGCCCUUCAGCUGCCCGGUCUGCGCCAUGCCGUUCAGCCAGUCCUACCACAUGACGCGGCACGUGAGGAACCAGCACGGCCUCGGCCAGCACGUCUGCUCCAAGUGCGGGAGGAGCUUCGGCACCUGGCUGGACCUGAAGACGCACAGGAAGACCCACGCCGUGGAGGGCCUGACGUGCCUGGCGUGCGACAAGCAGUUCAAAGAGAAGGCGGCGCUGGCGAGGCACCUGAAGCUGCACCGGAAGGUGGAGGCCAGCCCCCGGAGCCUCAGCUGCAGCGACUGCGGCAAAGCGUUCGGCCGCAUGUACCACCUAAAGAGGCACAUCAUGACCCACCGCAAGGGGGCCACGGCCGAGUGCUACGCCUGCCCCGACUGCCCGAAGAGCUUCGCGUUCCCGGAAGACCUCAACAAGCACCUGCAGGUCCACGUGAAGGAGAGCAGCGGCACCUGCUCCAAGUGCAACCAAUCCUUCGGCAGCGCCGAGGAGCUGGAGACCCACAUGCUGCUCCACCAGAAGAGCUUCGCCUGCGCCACCUGCGGCAAGAAGUUCAAGGUGGAGUACGCCCUGAAGAAGCACGAGCAGAGCCACGGCAGCGAGCCCUACUACUGCUCCCGCUGCCGCAAGCGCUUCCCCAAGCUGUCCCUCUACAAGCGGCACGUCCUGGUCCACGACCGGCGCGAGGCCAAGUGUCCGCACUGCGAGCGCGUCUUCCUGCAGCUGACCGCGCUCAAGUACCACCUGCGGACGCACACGGAGCAGCGGCCGCACCAGUGCAGCUGCUGCAUCGAGAGCUUCCCGGAGCGGGCGGAGCUGGAGCGCCACAGCCUGCGCCACCGGAAGCUGAAGAGGGAGCGGCCCUACUCCUGCACGCGCUGCGACCGCGCCUUCCCCUCGCUGCUGGAGCUGACGCAGCACAUGGGCUCGCACCGGGGCGAGCAGCCGCACGCCUGCACCGUCUGCGGCCGCACCUUCCUCAACAAGAGCAAGCUGGAGCGCCACGUGAGCAUCCACACGGGCGAGCGGCCGCACCUCUGCUCCGUCUGCGGCAACGGCUUCCCCUCCGCCGCCAGCCUCAAGCUGCACCUGCACAUCCACAGCGGGGAGAAGCCCUUCCGCUGCGCGCAGUGCGGGAAAAGCUUCCGCUCGGCCAGCGGCCUGCGCCUGCACGGCCGGCAGCACCUGGACGAGCGGCCCAGCUACGAGUGCCCCCAGUGCGGCCGCACCUACGGCCGCAUGACGGAGCUGAAGAUGCACCAGCGCUACCACACCGGGGACAAGCCCUACGUCUGCACCUACUGCGGCAAGCGCUUCAUCAGCAAAGACAAGCUCAACGUUCACAUGAGGACGCACACGGGGGAG